AUCUUUAACUGAAUACCAUCCUUACACGUCAAAGCAUAAAUUGAGAAAGGGCUGAAAGCAACACCGUCAAAAUGCCUCAAGCUCAGCCAGAACUCAAGAAGUACAUGGAAAAGCGGUUGUUUGUGCAACUGAACGGAAAUCGCAAAGUGAUUGGUAUUCUACGAGGUUAUGAUGUCUUUAUGAACAUUGUUCUUGACGACGCCGUGGAGGAAAAGCCCGAUGGAGGGAAAGAUAGGUUAGGCAUGGUGGUUAUUCGAGGAAACUCGGUCGUCAUGCUUGAGGCACUGGAGCGUAUCGGCGAUUAAAUAAAGAAACGUAACAGCUCACAGCUCCCUUCUCUCGGCACAAUUAUCAAAAAAAUCUCGAGCACGGAAAGACAGUUAAUUACACUUGGGUUCAAUUCUUUCUUUGUUAAACAUCACUGGAGUUCACGGAUGGCCGGCUUUUUUAAUCGCACGUGUGUUAUUCUUGAGGAUCUUUAUUCGUUUGUGUCCGAUUACAGGGCAUAGAGAGAGGGAGUGAGGAAGGGGGUAGGAAAAAGGGAAUAGGAAAAUGACAUGGAAGCUCUGUUGGUCAUCUGGAAGGACUUCUUCAGGACUGAGAAAGGGGCCAUUUGUUCUUCGAAGAGGAAGGGAUCAGAUGCAGCCCUGCAAAAUUCGCUAUGUUCUUUGAAGAAUGAGGAAGCAUUCGUUGCAGAAAUGAUGAUAUCGAAGAGAUACCCUAUAUGAAGGAAAUAGAAUAAACCUGCACAAAUUCUCCUAAGGC
Molecule: messenger RNA, 765 nt
Organism: Talaromyces stipitatus ATCC 10500
Lineage: Eukaryota; Fungi; Ascomycota; Eurotiomycetes; Eurotiales; Trichocomaceae
Product: small nuclear ribonucleoprotein SmG, putative
Exons: 5
Coding region: 72-305 (77 amino acids)
Biological process (GO): mRNA splicing, via spliceosome; spliceosomal snRNP assembly
Cellular component (GO): U2 snRNP; SMN-Sm protein complex; U1 snRNP
Molecular function (GO): RNA binding
Source: RefSeq, a predicted model, not a curated record